Carassius carassius (crucian carp) is the source of this 2620-nucleotide messenger RNA. RefSeq names its product gamma-adducin-like. The transcript is spliced from 15 exons. Gene Ontology annotation, molecular function: actin filament binding. Lineage: Eukaryota; Metazoa; Chordata; Actinopteri; Cypriniformes; Cyprinidae. The coding region runs from base 308 to 2335 and encodes 675 amino acids. Gene Ontology annotation, biological process: barbed-end actin filament capping. Gene Ontology annotation, cellular component: cytoskeleton; postsynaptic density; plasma membrane. The record is from RefSeq and is a predicted model, not a curated record.
AGUUUCUCUCACUGCUGAAGCAGAUCCUCGCAAACACACUCCCACGUCCAAACACACACACCGCACACCCGAAAAUCCCCCUCAUACGAGGAAAGAGGAGUGUCGCUGGGUGAGAUUCGCUUUUUUCGCUUCACAGAGUGGAACCGCGGACUGUUUUUGGAGUUUGGGGGCUGUUUUUGUCGCCUUUAAUCCUUUGAGGUAAUCUGGGACUCUUGAGGCGGGAAUGAGAGAGAUGCGCACGAGCGCUCACUGGACUUUCACUCUGUGAGGAGCAAACAGGUGAAGACAGCAGGAAAAAACAGUAGAGAUGAGUGGUGAGUUGAGACAGGGGGUGGUGACGACCCCUCCGCCCCCAAGCGUGGGGAAAAAGGAGGGCUACUUCGACCGCAUCAACGAAAACGACCCUGAAUACCUGCGUGCACGCAACAUGUCACCUGACCUGCGGCAAGACUUCAACAUGAUGGAGCAGAAGAAAAGGGUCACACAGAUACUACAGAGUCCAGCAUUUAGGGAUGAGCUAGAGGGACUGAUCCAGGAACAGAUGAACAAGGGGAAAAACCCCACAGAGCUGCUCGCUCUGCGACAGAUCGCAGACUUCUUUAUGGCCAGCUCCGUAGCCGGCUUCUCCACCUCCCCCUUAAGUUUGGCCAUGGUGACCCCAAUUAAUGACAUGUUCAGCAUGGAGUCCAGUACUGUGGUGAAGGGAGAGAAACAGAUCCGCUCCAAACUGGCCAGCCUCUACAGACUAGUGGACCUAUUCAGUUGGGCACACUUCACAAACUGUUACAUUACAGUUCGUGUCAGUAAGGAGCAGGAUCAUAUCCUCAUCAUCCCCAGAGGACUGUCCUUCGCUGAGGCCUCUGCUUCCAAUCUGGUGAAGGUAAAUAUUCUUGGUGACGUGAUUGAUCAGGGCUCCACCAACCUGCAGAUUGACCCGGUCGGCUUCAGCCCUCACGCUGCCAUCUACUCCGUGAGACCGGACGUGCGCUGCAUCAUUCACAUACGCACACCAGCCACUGCUGCUGUGUCGUCUAUGAAGUGUGGCCUUCUGCCCAUCUCUCAGGAGGCUCUGAUCCUGGGUGACAUUGCAUAUUACAACUACCAAGGCAGUCUGGAUGAGCAAGAGGAGCGCGUAGAGCUCCAGAAAGCCCUCGGACCAUCAACGAAGGUGUUGGUUUUAAGGAAUCAUGGGGUUGUAGCUCUCGGGGAGACCAUUGAAGAGGCCUUUCACUACAUUUACAACACUCAGCUUGCCUGUGAAAUACAAGUGAAUGCGCUGUCAUGCGCUGGCGGAGUGGAGAACCUGAUCGUGUUGGAUCUGGAGAAGUAUAAAUCUCGGACACAGGGGGUGGCAGAAGCCGGGGUCAACAUGGGCUCUCAGCACAAGUGGAGGCUGGGAGAACUGGAGUUCGAGUCGCUCAUGAGAAUGAUGGACAACCUGGGUUACAGGACAGGCUACUCGUACCGGCACCCGAUUGUGCGGGAGAAGCCGCGACACAAGAGCGAAGUGGAGAUUCCUGCAACAGUGACAGCAUUCAUGUUUGAUGACGACGAUGCUCCACGUUUCCCUCUGAAGUUACUGCAGCAGCGACAGCAGAGAGAGAAAACACGCUGGCUCAAUUCACCCAACUGCUACAUGAAGGUGAACGUGUCGGACAGGGCGAGUGAGGAGAACGGACGCACCAGGACCAUGUGGAUGAAGUCAGAUGACGGUGGAAACACCAGUGGGACUCCAAUCCGCAUUGAAGAUCCAAAUCAGUUUGUUCCUCUGAACACGAACCCCAAUGAAGUUCUGGAGAAGAGAAAUAAGAUUCGUGAGCAGAACCGGUUUGACAUGAUGACAGCAGGGCCACAGUCACAGCGGCUGGCAGGGAUUGUGGUGGAAAGACCGCCGCCGUACAUGGGCGACGACGAGGAACAGACGGGACCGCUUCCUCCAAACCCCUUUAGUGAGCUGGGUGAGAAAGAGCUGGAGAAACAAAAGGAACUUCAGCAGCUCGGAUUAGAUGAAGAAGAGCAGCUCACGCCAGACGACGCUUCCACACUCUCUCAAACCCUGUCUCCACAAAACACUCCAGCUAAAGAAGAGAACCACAGCGGCGUGAUGCUGAACGGUAAAGACGCCCACGGUGACGAGGACGAGCUCAUCAAGCGCGUGAGUCAGCUGACCACCAGCCUGGAAAGUGUAGAGAUCAGCCUGCGCUCGGGAGAGAAGAUCGAAGAGGCUCUGACGCCCGAGAGCUCGCCCUCCAAAUCACCCAACAAGAAGAAGAAGAAGUUCAGAACCCCGUCCUUCCUGAAGAAGAACAAGAAGAAAGAGAAAGUGGAAGCCUAGAGGAAGCAGUGAAUCCAUGCGCGCUUCGUCUGUCGUUUUAUGUUUUUACGUUGGUUUUUGAAAAAACACGGCACGUUAUUUUUGGAGUCGGUGAAUAGACGGAGCAUCAUCUGUUUUUAAGAGACGUGCCAGGAUUAUAAAAUGAGAUUUAUACAGGAAGAGAAGCGAGGGGAAACUCCUGGGAAACUGGCUUUUCUCUCCUGAUGGACUGAAAAUGUUCCUGUACAAUGAGUUUAUCUCAUGAGCCCAUACUGCAUUCUUUUUUCAUACUGUAUGUUUAUUAGA